AUGGAAAACCCUCAGCACCCUCAGAGGUUUGCCGGGAACGUGAACUCCGAGGCCGUGGUGGUGAACAAGCUCAGCCACUCCAUAAAAACUCGAUUUCUACGCUUCGUUCCUUUCACCUGCAACCCCAGCGGCUGGAUGGGCUUCAGGGUGGAGGUGUACGGCUGCGCUUACAAGUCCUUUGUGGCAGACUUUGAUGGAAGGAGCUCGCUGCUGUAUCGGUUCAACCAGAAGUCCAUGUCCACGGUGAAGGACGUGAUCUCUCUGCGGUUCAAGAGCCAGCAGGCGGAGGGGGUGCUGCUGCACGGAGAGGGCCAGAGAGGGGACUACAUCAGCCUGGAGCUGCACCGCGGACGCCUCGACUUCUACCUCAACUUAGAUGACAGCAGCAGCAGCAGCAGCAGCAGCAGCAGCAGCAGCAGCAGAGGCAGCAGCAGCAGCAGCAGCAGGCGUGUGGCCGUCACAGUUGGAAGCCUCUUGGACGACCAGCACUGGCACAAUGUCGUGAUCGAGCGCUUCAACAAACAGGUCAACCUCAGCGUGGACUCGCACAUGCACCACUUCUCCACCAGGGGCGCCGGUCAGUCUCUGGAGGUGGACUAUGAGCUGAGUUUCGGGGGCAUCCCGCUGCCUGGUAAACCCGGGACGUUCCUCCGUAAGAAUUUCCAGGGCUGCAUGGAAAACCUGUACUACAACGGGAUCAACAUUAUCGACCUGGCAAAGAGACGCAAGCCGCAGAUCCACAGUGUGGUGAGUCCCUGGUCACACCAGCAGCUCUCACACCUGGUAACUCCAGCAGCUCUCACACCUGCGCCUAAGAAGACCCACAAAGAACCUCCCACAGACCAUCGCCGACACUCUCCGCAACUAUCACGCAACACUAUACGCAACAACCUACAGAACAUCGCAGCCCUAUUCCGCCACACUCGACCCCACUCACCGCGCUUCUACGCCCCUUCCGACGCACAUACUCACCACAGCAGACACAUCUCCGAAACUCGCAGCAGCCUAUACAGCUCCACACCUAACUCCGACUCCGCCCACGCCGCCCACAUUCUCUCCAACUACCGCACCCUAUCCGCACUCAUCCUCAGCACAUUAUAA
Molecule: messenger RNA, 1101 nt
Organism: Knipowitschia caucasica
Lineage: Eukaryota; Metazoa; Chordata; Actinopteri; Gobiiformes; Gobiidae
Source: the annotation of a GenBank genome assembly